AUGUCGGUGGCUCAGAGCGUGCAGCCUGUUACAUGCAGAGGGAACCCUGCCUUGGACAUCAGCACGGCAGAGCUGCUGGCCGUGGCGCUCCCUCUUGCAGGGGGAGUCACCACCUUCGUGGCCCUCUAUGACUACGAGUCCCGGACUGAAACGGACUUGUCCUUCAAGAAAGGAGAGCGCCUGCAAUCCGUCAACAACACGAGAAAAGUGGACGUCAGGGAAGGUGACUGGUGGCUGGCUCAUUCCCUCACCACGGGACAGACGGGCUACAUCCCCAGUAACUAUGUCGCUCCCUCAGACUCCAUCCAGGCUGAAGAGUGGUAUUUUGGGAAGAUCACUCGCCGGGAGUCGGAGCGGCUGCUGCUGAACCCUGAAAACCCCCGGGGGACCUUCCUGGUCCGGGAGAGCGAGACCACAAAAGGUGCCUACUGCCUCUCUGUCUCCGACUUCGACAACGCUAAGGGGCUCAACGUGAAGCACUACAAGAUCCGCAAGCUGGACAGCGGCGGCUUCUACAUCACCUCCCGCACCCAGUUCAACAAGCAGCAGCUGGUGGCCUACUACUCCAAACACGCUGACGGUCUGUGCCACCGUCUCACCAACGUCUGCCCCACGUCCAAGCCCCAGACCCAAGGCCUUGCCAAGGAUGCCUGGGAAAUCCCCCGGGAAUCGCUGCGGCUGGAAGUCAAGCUGGGACAGGGCUGCUUCGGAGAGGUGUGGAUGGGGACCUGGAACGGCACCACCCGGGUGGCCAUCAAGACGCUGAAGCCUGGCACCAUGUCCCCAGAGGCCUUCCUGCAGGAGGCCCAGGUCAUGAAGAAGCUCCGGCACGAGAAGCUGGUCCAGCUUUACGCUGUGGUUUCAGAGGAGCCCAUUUACAUUGUCACUGAGUACAUGAGCAAGGGGAGCCUCCUGGACUUCCUGAAGGGGGAGAUGGGGAAGUACCUGCGGCUGCCCCAGCUGGUGGAUAUGGCGGCUCAGAUUGCAUCUGGCAUGGCCUAUGUGGAGAGGAUGAACUACGUCCACCGGGACCUCCGGGCAGCCAACAUCCUGGUGGGGGAGAACCUGGUGUGCAAAGUAGCUGAUUUUGGCUUGGCACGCCUCAUCGAGGACAACGAGUACACUGCUCGGCAAGGUGCCAAGUUCCCCAUCAAGUGGACAGCCCCUGAAGCUGCCCUGUAUGGCAGGUUUACCAUCAAGUCAGAUGUCUGGUCCUUUGGCAUCCUCCUGACCGAGCUGACCACCAAGGGCAGAGUGCCCUACCCAGGGAUGGUGAACCGGGAGGUGCUGGACCAGGUGGAGCGGGGGUACCGCAUGCCCUGCCCGCCCGAGUGCCCCGAGUCCCUGCACGACCUCAUGUGCCAGUGCUGGCGGAAGGACCCGGAGGAGAGACCCACCUUCGAGUACCUGCAGGCUUUCCUGGAGGACUACUUCACCUCGACAGAGCCCCAGUACCAGCCUGGAGAGAACCUAUAG
Molecule: messenger RNA, 1476 nt
Organism: Chaetura pelagica (chimney swift)
Lineage: Eukaryota; Metazoa; Chordata; Aves; Apodiformes; Apodidae
Gene: SRC
Product: SRC proto-oncogene, non-receptor tyrosine kinase
Biological process (GO): osteoclast development; bone resorption; cell differentiation
Cellular component (GO): extrinsic component of cytoplasmic side of plasma membrane
Molecular function (GO): growth factor receptor binding; non-membrane spanning protein tyrosine kinase activity; ATP binding
Source: RefSeq, a predicted model, not a curated record